ACUGAACUUCCACGACCGACGUAUAUAGAGCAAGCACAUCGAUAGACAGUAAAAUACUAGCUCUACCGGAAAAAAAAUCGAUGUACCUAUAUAUAGAGCUGUCAAGUUAUAAAGACAGUAUAUGAAUUGUCGUCUGUGGAAAGAGCUACGGUUUGGACUACUUGCUACAAUUGUCUUGUUGAAUGUUCGUGUACAGGAUCAAGGAGUUGUCCUCCGGAUAGAAGCAAAGAUGAAGUGGGGUUUCAAAGAGGAACAUUCUGAAGAGGACCGGAAGUCCGAGUCGGCGGAAUUUCGAUCCAAAUACCCAGACAACAUACCCGUCGUAGUCGAGAAAGAAAUGAAAAGUUCUAUACAAGAUAUCGACAAGAGGAAGUUCUUACAGCCAGCCAAGACAACAGUGGCGCAAUUCGAGUAUAUAAUAAGAAAGCGAAUCCAACUACCUCCCGAGAAGCCCCUCUUCUUGUUUGUCAACGAAGUAACCCCCGCAGCAAGUUCAACUCUAGCUGAAGUUGAUGCAGAGCAUCGCGAUGUUGAUGGAUUCCUCUACAUUUCCUACAGCGGAGAGAACACUUAUGGGAAUUAGCAACUUUGAGCUCUGGAUACAUCAUCCCUGUGUGUGAUGCCAGCCCAACACGUGAAACAUAUUCACGAUGACGAUGAUGAUAAUAUAAUAAUAAUUAUGAUUAUAAUAAUAACAAUAAUUUAAAACAAUAUCAUUUAAAAAAAGAAUAAUACAUGUCAUUUCAUAAUAGUAAUAAUAAUAAUAAUGAUGAAGAUAGUGAUAAAAAGAAGAAGAAGAACAAUUAAUAAUAAUACAAAGAAGAGUGAUGAUGAUAUCUUGUAUAAUGCGAAUAUCCCCUAACUUGGGCACUCAUGUAUUUCUUUCAUGCAUUUCCCACCUACAAGUAUUUCAUUUGCAAAUUUGGGAACAAAGACUCCUCUCACUAAAGCAUAAUUUAUAUAUGAUAAUGGAAUUUCUUUUUUUUUCAAAGCACAUCGCACAAAUGCCAAGAGUUAGUUUAUCAGAAGACACACAAUAAUAUGUUUUUGAAAUAUUUAAUGAUUGAUUCCAGCACAAUUUGACCAAUUUAUUUCUCAGAAGUGUCUUAUAUUACCUUUAAAGGUAAUAGAUGUACUACAUUUCCCCUUAAAUCAAUAUUCUUUAUGUAUGGUAUGUAUUUUAAUCUCAAGAAUUCUUAUGGUUUGAGAGCCGAAUCAAAAAAAUUCCAUUUAAUCAAAUAUCA
Messenger RNA from Strongylocentrotus purpuratus (purple sea urchin), 1244 nucleotides. Its product is annotated as gamma-aminobutyric acid receptor-associated protein-like 2. Gene Ontology annotation, cellular component: autophagosome membrane; autophagosome; cytosol. The record is from RefSeq and is a predicted model, not a curated record. The transcript is spliced from 3 exons. Lineage: Eukaryota; Metazoa; Echinodermata; Echinoidea; Camarodonta; Strongylocentrotidae. Gene Ontology annotation, molecular function: ubiquitin protein ligase binding. Gene Ontology annotation, biological process: cellular response to nitrogen starvation; autophagosome assembly; macroautophagy. The coding region runs from base 122 to 583 and encodes 153 amino acids.